UCAAGAAGCAGCCAUGGAUUUCUGCGUAAGAAUGGCAUCACAAGUGAUGCUUAACGAGAUAACUAGCAACAAAGACGGUUCUAAUUCAAAGAAUGUUGUGUUGUCUCCUUUAUCAAUCAAUAUGGUCCUUAACAUGCUCGCUUCUGGCUCUUCAGGCAAAACUUCGGAGCAAUUCUUGGACAUUCUUGGCUCCAGAGACCUCAAUGAUCUCAACUCUAAUUCUUCAACCAUCAUGUCCCUUCUCGUGGAUACGACCCAAAAUGAUACUGUGGAGCCUCCAAUGGCCGAGCCUGUUCAUAUAAUAGUAAGACACAGAAAGGGACUUCUUUCAGUUCCCAACAAACGACAAGGAAAAGCGCCAGUCUUUAAUUUGGUCAACGCCCUUUGGGUUGAUCAUCGUUACCCUUUGAUUCACUCUUAUAAAGAGAUUACUAAUACCAUCUACAAAGCACAAGUCAAGAAUGUUGAUUUGGUUCAUGAGGCUGAACAAGUUAAGAAGGAGGUGAACUCAUGGGCUGCAAAGGAGACAAAAGGGCUCAUCAAAGAGAUCGUGCCGCAGCAAUCAAAACUCUCACCGCCACUGUGUCUCGCAAACGCGUUGUAUUUUAAAGGAGAUUGGGUAAGUCCAUUUGAUACUAAAGUCACUCGUGAUGAAGAUUUUCACCUUCUCAAUGGAAAAACUACCAAAGUUCCUUUCAUGUCUGAGUAUUACAAAUACCGCCAAUAUGGAUCAUUUAAGGAUUUCAAGCUUCUGAAACUCUCAUAUGAGACUGGCCAGUGCAAAAGUAAGCAGUUCUCGAUGUACAUCUUUCUCCCUCAUGCAAAUGAUGGACUAAAAGAUCUCAUUGAAAAAUUCAAUUCCGAUCCAACAUUAUUUCUGCAACCUACACAGUUUAGUCUCCGAGAACAGGAACUUUCCAUGCUAAAGAUACCGAAGAUGAAAUUCACGUAUGAUUUCGAUGUGCAAGAGCACAUGAAAGUAAAAGGAUUAACAUUGCCUUUUGAUCCACUGCAUGCUGAUUUCACAAACAUGGUUGAUCCUCGAGGGGUUUUUGUGGAUUCCAUUCUUCACAAGGCUUGCAUUGAAGUUAAUGAAGAAGGCACAGAGGCUGCCGCAGUCACCGGUGCCAGGAUGAUGACAAUGUCACUAAAACCGAGUUUUGUGGCUGACCAUCCCUUCAUGUUCAUGAUCGUCGAAGACUUUUCUAAGCUUGUUGUGUUCACUGGAGCAGUGGUUAAUCCCCUCUUGGAUUGAUCAUUGAACAGUAGAGUUAAAUCCUUGAGUAAUUUGAGUAAUAAAAUUCCCGUAAAUUUGGCUUUGAAGAUCACUUUCAUGCCAAAGUUAGUUUGUUAAUCAGAACUUGCAAUAGAAGUAUAUGCUUUAUGUUUGUUUUUUGUUA
This is a messenger RNA of Morus notabilis, 1400 nucleotides long. RefSeq names its product serpin-ZX. NCBI's taxonomy places the organism in Eukaryota, Viridiplantae, Streptophyta, Magnoliopsida, Rosales, Moraceae. Gene Ontology annotation, molecular function: serine-type endopeptidase inhibitor activity. The transcript has 2 exons. The coding region runs from base 14 to 1255 and encodes 413 amino acids. The record is from RefSeq and is a predicted model, not a curated record.